Molecule: messenger RNA, 1419 nt
Organism: Oryza sativa Japonica Group (Japanese rice)
Lineage: Eukaryota; Viridiplantae; Streptophyta; Magnoliopsida; Poales; Poaceae
Source: RefSeq, a predicted model, not a curated record
UUAUUUUAACCCCCUUCCGGUUUUGUUUCCUCCUCCUCCUCCUCCUAACCUUCGAUCCCCCCUCCUCUCCUUCUCCCUUAAAAACCUUCCCUCUUCCUCCUCCUCCUCCCCCUCCUCCCCCCCCCCCCCCCACCCCCACCCCAUCCCCGCCGCCGCCGCGCCACUCCCAUGGCCACGCAACGGCCUCUCGCCGUCCUCCUCCUCCUCCUCCUCGCCGCCUGCGCGCUGCCGCUCGCUCGAUCCCGCGCGGCGCCAAGAACGGCCGUGGGUGGCGGUGGUGGCGCGGCGGCGGCCGACACGAUACACGAGCUCCUGCGGACGCACGGGCUGCCGGGGGGGCUGCUGCCGCGAGGGGUGGAGUCGUACAGCCUCGACGAGGCGAACGGGCUGCUGGAGGCGCGGCUGUCGGCGCCGUGCUACGCCAAGUACGACGACGGCGACCUGGCCUUCUUCGACACCGUGGUGCGGGGCAACCUCAGCUUCGGCGCGCUCCGCGGCGUGGAGGGCCUGUCCCAGGAGGAGCUCUUCGUGUGGCUCCCCGUCAAGGGCAUCGUCGUCGCCGACCCGGGCUCCGGCGUCAUCCUCUUCGACAUCGGCUACGCCCACAAGCGGCUCUCCAGGUCGCUCUUCGAGGAGCCACCCGACUGCAAGCCCUCCGCCUCCGCCGGCACGGACGCCGCCGACGCCGCCAGGUGGAAGGACAGGCAAGAUGUUCCUGGCCUGAGGUUCAUGGGAGAGGCAUCAUCAGGAGCAGAAAACCACCAGGACCAGAGGUGAAGAGAGGAGUUAAAACAAGGAAAUGUAAUGAGGGUGAGAUCCAGACAAGAAGACAGAGACAAUUGGCUGAGCCAGUUUUCCCCUUGUGUAAAAAUCCUGUGGUGAGAUUGCUGCUGAUGCUGCAAACAACAACUGCUACUGCCUGCAGAGGGUUUGGGUGUAUCUACUUAAGGGAGAUGUGGGUACUUUUGCAACCUGUUUUUUUUUCUCUUUACCUUUUUUGCCUCCUCUCUCUCUCUCUCUUCCUCUCUCUCUAGUCCAUGCACCUGUGUGAUAUUAAGUUUGUCAGUGAUGUGUUACAAGCAAGAAAAGAACAAGGAAAAGGUGGGGUGAGAAGCCAAUUGGGGCUGGUUUUUUUGAGAUUCUUGAGAAGGGAAUUUUCUUUGGUAUGUACUGUAUGUGUUGGUGUAUGUAUGUGUGUGUGCCAGCUCAGCAGUGAGUGAGCUGGGUACAGCACACAGGCUUGCAUUGCCUUCCCUGCACUGCAUGUGAGCUUGUUUGUGUUUGGCUGGCUGGCUGGCUGGUGGUUGAAUGCUUCUUCUCCUGCCUAAGAUGAUUAGAUUAGUAGUACAUAUACAAUCAUACAAUACCAUAUGCUACUCCCUUCAAUACCAUAUGCUACUCCCUUCAAUUAUUCUUCAA